Molecule: messenger RNA, 975 nt
Organism: Colletotrichum graminicola M1.001
Lineage: Eukaryota; Fungi; Ascomycota; Sordariomycetes; Glomerellales; Glomerellaceae
Exons: 4
Coding region: 1-975 (324 amino acids)
Source: RefSeq, a predicted model, not a curated record
AUGGCCAAGGACCUCCUCACACCCAAGACCAACUACGGCGACUGGCGUGAUUUCUUCUUUGAGCAUGGCUAUGUUAUCCUGAAGAACGCCAUUUCUGCUGAGCGAGCCGAGCACUUCAAGACAAAGCAGAUCGAAUGGCUCAAGUCGUUCAGCCGGGGAUUUGACCCUGAUAACGAAGACACAUGGACUUCUGAGCACCUCCCCGUGUCCUUCAAGGGCGGCAUGUAUGGGUCCUACUGCGCCCCGCAUGAAAGAUUUGCGUGGGAAACAAGAAUGGAGCCUGGAGUAAUUAACCCAUUCAUUCAAAUUUGGGAGACGGAUGAGCUGCUUAGCAGUUUUGAUAUGUUCAACAUUACUCUCCCCCGUCAAAGGGACUUAAAAUGGUCACCGUGGCCUCAUUGCGACCAAGAUCCCAAGCGCAAAGGACUACAGUGCGUCCAAGGCCUGGUCAACUUUGCGCCCAACGGCGACAAUGACGGCGGUCUCAUUGUGAUGGAUGGCUCAGCCAAGCUCUUCGACCAGUUCUUCCAGGAAACCAGAGUCAUGGCGAACCACGAGGACGCCCCACCACCAGAGGAGAACUACCGCGACCUUUUUAUCUUCAAGGAGGAGGACGUUGCAUGGUUCGAGAAGCGCGGAUGCAAGCUUCUCAAGCCAAACCUGGACCCUGGUGACAUGGUCCUGUGGGAUUCUAGAACUAUGCACUAUGCCAAGCACCCCGAGGGCACUCAGAUUCGUCACGCCCAAUAUGUGUGCUUUACCCCAGCAAAGUUCGCGGACCCCCAGAGCCUGAAGGAGAAGGCGGAUAUCUUCCGGGAGUGGGGGGGCACGACGCACUGGCCGCACACUAACAUCCACCCCCAAGGCAAGGCAAAGAGGAAUGGAGUGGUUGACCCGCAAGAGCGUGAUGAACCUUUGGAGAAGCCUGUGAUCACAGACAGGUUGUUGCAGCUGGCGGCUGUUAAGGCGUAUUGA